AUGGCUUUUCAUUCUGAGGACGACAAGAGUGAAGACUACCUCUUCAAGAUUGUUCUAAUAGGUGACUCUGCAGUUGGUAAAUCAAACUUACUCGCGAGGUUCGCUAGAGAUGAGUUUUAUCCCAACUCCAAGUCCACCAUUGGAGUGGAGUUUCAGACGCAGAAGAUUGACAUUAGUGGAAAAGAGAUCAAAGCACAGAUAUGGGAUACAGCAGGUCAAGAACGUUUCAGAGCAGUAACUUCUGCUUAUUACAGAGGAGCUGUUGGAGCUCUUCUUGUUUACGACAUCAGCAGAAAGCAGACUUUUCACAGCAUUGGUAGAUGGCUCAACGAGCUUCACACACAUUCUGAUAUGAACGUUGUGACGAUCUUGGUGGGGAACAAGUCUGAUCUUAAGGACAUAAGAGAAGUGCCAACAGCAGAAGGGAAGGCGUUGGCUGAAGCUCAGGGGCUUUUCUUUAUGGAGACAUCGGCUCUUGACUCAUCAAACGUGGCGGCUGCGUUUGAGACGGUUGUGAAGGAGAUUUAUAAUAUAUUGAGUAGGAAAGUGAUGAGCUCACAGGAGAUAAGCAAGCAAGAUUCUGCUUCACUUAGUAAUGGCAAGAAAGUUGUGAUUCAAUCUGAGGCAGAAGGGGAGGCUAAGAAAAGUUGGUGUUGUUCUACGUGA
Messenger RNA from Eruca vesicaria subsp. sativa (arugula), 666 nucleotides. NCBI's taxonomy places the organism in Eukaryota, Viridiplantae, Streptophyta, Magnoliopsida, Brassicales, Brassicaceae. The record is from the annotation of a GenBank genome assembly.